Cryptotermes secundus is the source of this 3019-nucleotide messenger RNA. RefSeq lists its product as uncharacterized. The record is from RefSeq and is a predicted model, not a curated record. Gene Ontology annotation, molecular function: G protein-coupled receptor activity. The transcript is spliced from 3 exons. NCBI's taxonomy places the organism in Eukaryota, Metazoa, Arthropoda, Insecta, Blattodea, Kalotermitidae. Gene Ontology annotation, biological process: G protein-coupled receptor signaling pathway. Bases 580 to 2961 code for a protein of 793 amino acids. Gene Ontology annotation, cellular component: membrane.
CGGUUGCGUGCAUGAUAACAGCACAAGAAAGAAGAACUCUUCCUCCAAACUGUAUGUUUCAACAAAGCAUGAUAUUACUUACAAUUAGGAGUACCGAUUUAAACUCUUGAAGUCACGCUCGGUGCUUCACAGAUCUGAAUCAUCAUCUUAGUCAGCAGGGGGAUUCCACAUUCAAAAGCUAGUACGCAUGCCAUCAAAACAAGAAUGAGGAACACACUCGUAUGCAGUCUGCAAGGAUUCCAGUUCGUGUGCCCAGAGGCGGUUAUUUUGAACCCGACAGUGCUGCUUGCCAAUAGGAAGGAGUGCUCUGGGAAGUGUGCAGAUGGUGGUACAGUGCGCAGCUGGCAAGACAUCGUGUCACGGAUCCCUCUCUAUCGGAGAAUACCUUGAACAGCACGGGUAGAGGAGACAGAGAUGCUAGUCACAGUCUACUCUUUGAAUCCUCAUUCGUCCCACCAUCUGAUGCGAAAUCUAGACAUUGACAGCGUGGUUUAACAUCUCUAAUUAUCCCACCUUUUCCUAAUAUGGGAUUCGGAGAACGUGGACACGCAAGAACAUUUCUUACAGAGCACUCAAGAGAUGUAUGUUGCAGUGGUAGCUGCGAUGGUGGUGAGUGGUAGGAAAGAAAUGACAGCUUCUGUGUUCAGCUCUGAGGAUACAACAGUGAACACACAGACAAGGGCCAGUUACACAACAGUGAACACACAAACAAGGGCCAGUUACAGACACAGAGACAGCACCACACAAGAGUCGACAUCAGGAUACCCAUAUGUGCCGAGUACCAGACUUAUGGACAGCAGAUCGACGCAGGAAGAGCAAAUGGCGGAGUAUAAAUACUUCUAUGAAGGCAGCUCAAAUUAUACGAAUAGGACACAGGAAGGAACUGAAGAACCGAAUAAGACGUCUGGAUUUCGACGUGAUCCAGUAACAGAACGUGACAAAUUGACAACAGAGGAUGCAACUGAUCACGCGAAAGGAUUUUCUGAAUCCAUAAAUUUCACUGAUAAAACAAAUGUUCAGAACACGAUACCUGGAAAUCCAUAUCAGUUCAGAAACAACAAUGGGGACUGCGGUGAGACAAUGAAAGCACAGACCUACCAAGAUAUGAAGACUGAAUUCCCAGACACAAUCACGACAAAGGAUACGAUCUUUAGGCAAGACAGAGACCAACCAUGUGCAUGGUAUGGACUUAACGACAAACUUGCACUAAACAGAACAAACUACGCACAGCAAAGAGGAGUUAACCAGAAGAUGUUACUAACAUCAAUAUCCAAUAUUGAUCACAGAGAAACUAAUAGUCAACGUCUAUUGAAGGUGCUGAUUCACGAAGACCAUGAACUCAACAAAACUCUUGAGGAAGCAUGGAAUUACACUCAACAUUUCUUAAAUUCCGGUGACUUGGAAUUAGGCCAAGAAGCCAUAAAUUUAACACAGAAAUAUGUUGCCAGAAGACGGUACUGGUUGCGGUACAUGCAGUUGUUUUCACUCAGUAAGACGGAUGUGCCACUGUUAGCUGACGGAACCGCUCUUCAAGUGAGGGAUAUGGAGUUGAAAGAAAUGGAAACCGUCCUGAGUAAGCUUCAAGAUAUUCACAGAGUAGUUAAGAUUGUCAAAACUAACGAAGACAACUUCCGUACUUAUUCCCAUACUAAUAAUUACAGUGCAACUUCGUCAUUCCUGUUCGAAACUGAAGGCUAUUUGGAUGACUUAACAGCCGCCGUUAGUGACAUAGAGAAAAUAUGGGAGCAAUACAGCCUUAAGGGUUACUUUAUAUUUCCAUGGAAUCUUUCCUUUCAUCUAGUUUCAGACAGGAAGACGUAUUUGGGAGCCAUGAAUCAAAGUUUCCAGGAAGAAUAUAUGCAGACCAUGAAGAAGAAGGAUUUAGAGGAGCUGUUUCAGUAUUACAUAUAUCCAGGUGUUUUCAUGGUGAUAUUUGUGUUAGGUGUGCUGGGAAACGGCGUGCUGUUACACAUAUUUGUGAAACAUAAGGAGAUACGCAAAGCACCCAACAUCAUGAUCUUCAAUCUCGCAUUAACGGACAUCAUGAACUUAUUUGCUAACGCUCCACUGUAUUAUGUUUCCAAGUACUACAGCGAAUGGAUAUUCUUGGAUGUGUAUGGAUGUAGGGUUUUCGUCACUUUUCGUUUUCUCAAUCACACUAUUAUUGAGUUAUCUAUUGUUGCACUGAGCGCUCAGCGUUACUAUGCAGUGGCUACAGCCCUUGACUAUCCAACUUUACGGAGACUAUCAGCGCGUUCCAGAACUAUUCUCUUCAUCCUUAUAGUCUGGCUAACAGCUCUAGUCCUUUCUUUACCACCUUCAAUAAUUUUUGAGUUCAAGGACGGUGUAUGUUUUCCAUUUGUAAGGUCUCAAAUCGUUGUUAAAGCACUGGAUAUAUUUUAUUUCACUUUCUUUUGUUUUUUCCUUCCUGUAACUAUGGGUGUAUUCAGCGUUUUGACAGCUCGUAAGUUGAGACAAAGUGUAAGUAAUAUGCCUGGAGAACUUCGUUACAAAACUCGAGAAACAGCUCGUUACAGAAGUGCCAAAGUGGUCACGUCUCUUGCCCUCUCUUACGCUAUUAGUCAUAUUCCAAGAUCCAUUUGGUUCUUUUUAGUGUCAUUUUUUCACCUCAACAGACGGGAAAUGAAAUACAUUAUUGUUGAUGAAGUGACGAACUACUUAAUUUUCUCUAACUCUUGUUUAAAUCCGUUGGCGCUGUACAUAGCCAGCGGUACGUUCCGACAGCUGUUCAAGCGACAUCUGUUCUGUGUUCAGCAAAACAAACAGGGCUCUGCCCCUUUGCACCGACAAGUGACAGCGAGCAGUAGUACACGGCUGGUGUACUUUAUUGACUCUCACGCUGGAGACAAGGCCAGUUCUAAAACUUCUCUUAAGAGACAAAGUGUUGGAGAUGGAAGUGAUGUUAAUGUAAAUAUAAACCCUAGUGUUAAUAAUGACUAACUGCCUGCGGAAAAUCUUUGAGAAAGAAAUAUAUACUAUUCCACAUCCUCUACCUCUA